This is a messenger RNA of Dendrobium catenatum, 2593 nucleotides long. RefSeq names its product dolichyl-diphosphooligosaccharide--protein glycosyltransferase subunit 2. The record is from RefSeq and is a predicted model, not a curated record. Gene Ontology annotation, cellular component: oligosaccharyltransferase complex; membrane. The coding region runs from base 146 to 2269 and encodes 707 amino acids. NCBI's taxonomy places the organism in Eukaryota, Viridiplantae, Streptophyta, Magnoliopsida, Asparagales, Orchidaceae. Gene Ontology annotation, biological process: protein N-linked glycosylation. The transcript is spliced from 19 exons.
CGCCUGCGGAUACCGCAGAAGUGGAUCGCUCUGUGAACUUCCAUAAACCCUAGAAGAGUACAUGGUGGGAGUAGAAAACUGAAGGUGACUUGGAAUCCAACACCGUAGGAUUUCUCCAAUUUUCCAGUUCCAGAUCGCGAUCCCGAUGCAUUUAUUGUUUCAAUUCCUUCGGAUCAUCGAUCUUGCUGGCAUGUCGAGAUAUCGAUGGAUCCUGGCGUUAUUGGCGAUCUUCUAUUCAUCAUUGUCCAUCUGCACCGCCUCCAUCGUUCGGCCGAUUUCUGAUUCCCACCGAUCUGCUGCUCUAGAACUGUUCGUACCCGUCGAUGAAUCGUUUGGAAGCUUAGAGAACACUUAUGAGGCACUAAGAACACUUGAGAUCCUUGGACUAGAAAAAACUUAUGAUAUAAGUCGGGCAACAUGCAAAGCUGUUCUAGAGACGCUGGGGUCAUCACCUUCUACAACAAAAGACUUGUUUUAUGCAUUGAAAGUGAAUGGUAUACUGAAAUGCCAGAUUGAGGCCAUAAAUUUUGAAGGCAUUGCAUCAAAUAUGCUGGCUGUGUUAAAAAAUGCCAAUUCAUUACCAGAUUUCUAUUACUCCAUUGGAAGUCUUCUUCUUAUUAAGAAACAUGGUUUUAAAGUUAUUUUACCAGAUUCUGAUGGUGCAUUUCAUUCCAUAAAGGCACUUAGUCAGAGUGAUGGUAGAUGGCGCUAUGAUUCUAAUGGUGCUGAGUCUAGCACCUAUGCUGCUGGAAUGGCACUUGAAGCACUUGCUGGAAUUGUUUUCUUGGCUGAUUCUGAGGUGGACCAGUCCAUGAUUGGAGUUGUCAAGAAUGACAUUGUCAAACUGUUUGACAUCAUCAAAAGCUACAAUGAUGGUACCUUAUACUUCAAUGAUAAAUAUGUUCACUCUAGUGAUUACAAAAGCCCUCUGGAGAUUUCAGCAGCAGUAGUGCGAGGUGUGACUUCAUUUGCUGAAGUUUCUUCUGGGAAGCUAAAUAUUCCAGGAAACAAAAUUUUGGGCUUGGCUAAAUUUUUCCUCAGCAUAGGGGUUCCUGGAAGCAGCAAAGACUUAUUUCAUCAGAUUGAGUCCCUAUCAUGCUUAGAAAACAAUAGGAUUUACAUUCCACUUGUCAUCUCACUUCCAGGCACUGUUCUUUCAUUGACAUCAAGGGAUCAACUCAAGGUUGAUGUGACUACAGUAUUUGGUGCUGCUGCACCUCCGUUAUCUGUGAAACUUGUUCAGGCUUUCAAUUCAAAUUCAGAGGGAAAACCCAUUAUUGAAAACCAGGAGCUCCACUUUGACAAAGAAAACUCCAUUCACUAUUUGGACAUUGCAUCUUUAAAAAUGGAUGCUGGCAAGUACAAAUUGAUUUUUGAGGUUUCUCUUCACAAUCUUGAGGAUGAAAGCAAGUAUGCUACUGGAGGACUGACAAGUUUUUCUGCAUUUUUCACGGGGUCAAUCAAAAUUGACAAGGGUGAACUUGCAAUUCUAAAUAGCGAUGGUGGGAGUGCCGAGACAAUUGAAAAAUUAGACUUAUCAAAGGACAGCUUUUUGUCAUUAUCAGCAAACCAUCUGCAGAAGUUUCGUCUAUCAUUUCAGCUUACCACUCCUCUUGGACACACUUUUAAGCCACAUCAAGUUUUUCUUAAAUUGAGACAUGAAACCAAAGUGGAGCACCUUUUUGUAAUUGAUAGCUCAGCAAGGCAGUAUAAACUAAUACUGGAUUUUCUUGGUUUGGUGGAAAAAUUUUACUAUCUCUCUGGAAAAUAUGACAUCGAACUUACUGUUGGUGAUGCUACAAUGGAAAAUUCUUUCUUGCGGACGCUUGGCUUUGUUGAACUGGACUUGCCAGAACCACCUGAGAAGGCAGCGCAACCUCCUCCACAGCCUGCUGACCCAUACUUGAGAUACGGGCCGAAAGAAGAAAUAAUUCACAUCUUCCGAGCACCAGAGAAGAGACCACCAAAGGAGCUGUCACUUGCAUUCUUGGCUCUCACCUUUUUACCACUUAUCGGCUUUAUAAUUGGGCUGAUAAGACUGGGAGUAAACCUGAAGUUCUUCCCAUCUUCCCCUGGCCCUGCUGCAUUUAGCAUUCUUUUUCAUGCCGGCAUUGCAGCUGUUCUUCUGCUUUAUGGGCUUUUCUGGUUGAAGUUGGAUCUGUUCACCGCUUUGAAGGCCCUUUGUUUCCUCGGUCCUUUCCUGGUUUUUGUGGGCCAUCGGACUCUCUCCCACCUUGCUUCAACAUCUGCAAAGCUCAAGUCCUCUUAAGAAGUUGUUUUUCGAGGCUUAAAGGGUUUCAAAAGGUAUUUAUUUUAAACAAUUUUGAGGCUAAAAAUAACUUAGUAGGCUGGAGAAGAGUGUUGUAUUUUAGCUAAAUUUCUUAUUUUUCGAACUCUCUAAUUUAUUACUAUUGGCGAUCUGCUUGGUAGUCAUGUUCUGGAUUGAUAGCUUUGGCUAGAAGUCUGCUGUUUAGAGAAGGAUUUUAUUGCUUAUUUUAAGAUUUAGAACUGGUAACUCUUCGUGUGAUUUUGGGACUCUUGUUUUAAUGAUUCUUGCAGAAGUAAAUAAAUAGAGCUUGGAUUAAUUUUUGUG